UGCCGGUAAGUACAGAGACAGCCGGUUCCUUCUUAUCAUUAAUCUGCCAUACGUGUAGGGGCUUUCCCUGUGAGCCAGGCGAGCGUAUAAAAUGUCUGUCCAGGCCGGUAAAAACAGCCGCUUCCAUCUGUCCGUCCUCAGCCCGUUGUCCGGCAGUGCAGCAUCCCAAGUGUACCAUGAAGACCUCACUGGCCAUCUUGUCUGCUCUCCUCCUGGCUGUAGCAAUUGUCAGUACUAAUAAAGCAAGACGCCGUGGGGGCUGCUGCAUGGUCUAUAGCAAGGAACCCCAGCUGCGGAAGCUGUCUCUGAAUAAAAUUAAGGAACACAGGAUGCAGGAAAUUACAGGGAACUGCAACAUUCCAGCUGUUGUGUUCAUCACACAACGGAAUCAGAGGAUCUGUGCCAACCCAAAAGCAAAGAGUGUGAAACGAAUCCUUAAACGGCUCAGUCUUGGGAAGAAAAACAAGAAACAAGACACUAGGAGAAAAGGGAAACAGUGACCUCUCUCAUGCUAAAGUCUUAUCAGACUAAAACACGCUUGACCACAUUCAUGGUGUGUUUCUACAUGUAAUUUCAUUUUAUGAAAAUGUAAACACGGUCACGGUUAACAUAAAACACAAAAUACUGUGGUAACUUUCCUGAAACAUAUGAAAUCCCUCAACUGCAAUGAUUUAAUAACUUUUAAAUUCACCCUUGAACACAUUCAGUUUUGUGGAGACAACACACGAUGCUUUCUUUUUUUUCUCUAAGGUAAUAUUCCGCAAGGUAUGUUAUACUUCAAUAAUCAAAGUGUUAUAUUCUUCAUGAACGCUUUAGGACAGAUUUACAGAGCUUUAGGAAAGCCUUACAAGAACCUUGUGUAAAUCAAAGUGUCACCAAAAGUAUUAUUUUAUUGCAUUAUUGCAAUCCACACACUGGUUUGUUUCCAAAAAGAUACAAAAAGACAAAGCAAAAAGACAGCCUAUUUCAAAUCAUGUUUUCAAAAGAGAUAUAUGACAUGGGGCUUCUGUAGAAAUAGAAAGCUGUAGCAAUUCAAUAUUGUUUAUUGUUAAAUCUUUAUUUAAUCCUUUUGUAUAACAAACAACAUAUGCAAAAGCUGAUAUAUUACACAUGUACUGUGACAGAAGCAAUGCACAGCCAUUUAAACAUUUUUGAUGUCACCGAAUAAACCAUUUAUGGAAAAGA
Molecule: messenger RNA, 1185 nt
Organism: Anguilla anguilla (European eel)
Lineage: Eukaryota; Metazoa; Chordata; Actinopteri; Anguilliformes; Anguillidae
Product: C-C motif chemokine 5-like
Exons: 4
Coding region: 177-500 (107 amino acids)
Biological process (GO): inflammatory response; cellular response to type II interferon; cellular response to tumor necrosis factor
Cellular component (GO): extracellular region
Molecular function (GO): chemokine activity; CCR chemokine receptor binding
Source: RefSeq, a predicted model, not a curated record